AUGUCUUGCUUCGUACUAAAAGGAGCAGCAUUGUUCAGAGCAUCGACUCUGUUGGCUGCUAUCGGUUUCUUAUUGUUUGGUUAUGACCAGGGUGUCAUGUCUGGUGUUGUAGCAAACGAAUUGUUCAUUGGAACUAUGGGUAAUCCCAGUUCAGCUUUGAUGGGUGCAAUUGUAGCUUUAUAUGAAAUUGGUUGUAUGGCUGGCGCCUUGAGUACUGGUAAAGUCGGUGAUCUGCUUGGCCGUCGUGUCACAAUCAGAUUAGGAUGUUUGAUUCUAUGCAUUGGAGCUAUUAUUCAAACAUGUAGUAUAAACGCUCCUAUGAUGAUUGUCGCCAGAAUCAUCACUGGUAUCGGAAACGGUAUGAACACUGCUACCAUCCCUGUUUAUCAAGCUGAAUUAUCACCUCCCAAGUCCAGAGGUGCUCACGUUGCAUUUGAAGCCUCUCUAUUGACUGUUGGUGUUGCCAUCGCCUACUGGCUAGAAUAUGGUCUGUACUUUGUUAAUGGUGAUUUCGCUUGGAGAUUCCCAUUGGCUUUCCAAAUGGUCUUCGCUAUCAUUUUGGGCGUUGCUUCCUUCAUCCUCCCUGAAUCUCCUCGUUGGCUUCAAGCCCACGGUAAAGAAGAGGACUGUAAGGAAGUUUUGGCUCGUCUCUGGUCUGAUUGCGACACUACUCAUCCUCGUUGUAUUGCCGAAUGGGAAGAAAUCCGUGAUGGUAUUGAACUCGAACGUCGUGAAGGUGUUUCCUCUUAUGUUGAGCUCUUCAAGAAGGGCAAGAUGAACAACCGUUAUCGUGUAUUGCUUGGUAUGGGUGGUCAAUUGAUUCAACAAUUUGGUGGUAUCAAUGUUAUCAGUUACUACUUGACUGAUGUCUUCAAGCAAGCUGGUAUGACAACUGAAAAGGCCAUGUUGAUGGCUGGUGUGGACUCCAUCAUCUAUUUCCUGGGCGCUGUUACUCCUAUCUUUACUAUUGAGCGUUUGGGUCGUCGCUUCCUCAUGUAUGCUGGUCUCAUCGGCCAAGCUGUCACCUUGUUGAUCGUUGGUGGUUGUCAAUACCUUGUUGAAAAAGAUGGUAACCCUCAAGCAUCAAGCACUGUUAUUGCUUUCGUUAUGCUCUAUAACUUUGUAUUCGGUGCUGCCUGGUUGGGUCUUGCUUGGUUAUAUCCUUCUGAAAUUUUCUCUACUGGUCUCAGAGCCAAGGGUAACUCCAUGUCUACUGCUGCCAACUGGCUUGGUAACUUUGUUGUCGCUAUGAUUGCCCCUGUCUUGUUCGAAUAUGCCAAGUACUGGACCUUCUUGUUAUUUGGUAUUCUCAAUGUCAUCUUCUUGGUUCCCAUCUAUCUUUGGUACCCUGAAACCAAGGGCAAGUCUUUGGAAGAAAUCGAAGUUUUGUUUGCCAGCCACGACGUUCAAGAAGACGCCAAGUCUAUUGCCUCUCACAUCGGAUCCACUUCCAUGUACGAUCAAAAGCAAGAUGCUCAAUCCGCUCUUGAACGUGCUUCUCGUCCCAGCUCUCGUCGUUUCCCUAGCAACUUCUCUGGUCGCAACAGUGGUAUGACUCAACCUGUUGUCAACGACAAACCCGCUCGCGAUACCGAGGCUGCUGAAAUUAGACAAGACUACAUCAAGGACGAUGAAAAGAGAGGUCCCAACUACAAGUAA
Mucor velutinosus is the source of this 1659-nucleotide messenger RNA. RefSeq lists its product as uncharacterized. The record is from RefSeq and is a predicted model, not a curated record. The coding region runs from base 1 to 1659 and encodes 552 amino acids. Gene Ontology annotation, biological process: transmembrane transport; carbohydrate transport. Gene Ontology annotation, molecular function: carbohydrate:proton symporter activity. The transcript has 4 exons. NCBI's taxonomy places the organism in Eukaryota, Fungi, Mucoromycota, Mucoromycetes, Mucorales, Mucoraceae. Gene Ontology annotation, cellular component: membrane.